AUGGAAGCUUCCCUUCCAUUUUUGGCAGCAGCCAAACCUCCCAGCCGCAGCCACCCCUCCUCCUCGGAAUCAGCGCUGCUGCCACCUCCAUUUCCGCACCCCCCCAGCCUCCUCUCACCACUUGGCGCCACCGCACGAGCCAGCGCCGCCGUCCCCGCUGCCUGGAGCCACUCAAGCCCCGCCACGUCGCCUCCCCUGUAUCCCCACUUCCCCGCGGCCCUGCCAACCCCAUCUGGGCCCCGCCGAAGCCCGCCCGAGCCCGUUCGCCGCUCGAGCCGCCCCGCUCCUCCCGCUCGAUCAGGGGAUCGAGAGCGCUCGCCCGAGCCGCCAUGCUCCUUCCUCGUCCCCGCCUCCGGCCACGCCGCCAACGAUCGCCGACACCUCCAGGUCACGCCGCCGGACCCCUCGCGCCCUCUCUUCCUUUCCCCCGUCCUGCCUUCUUCUCUCUCUCUCCCUCACCCGUUCUCUCUCUCUCCGCGGACAGCGCCGCCGCAGGAGCUCCCGUCGUCGCCCGGCCUCGCCACCACCGGGAACGGAUCCGGUCGGACCCGAUCCGCUCGGAUCUGGUCGGGGCCCCUCCCGCCUCGCCUUGCAUCGCCGGCUCCUCUCGCCGGAGAGCCAACCACCGCCGCCGCCAUGUCUCUGUUCGGGACAAGCAGAGCACAGCCGCCCGCUCGCGUUGACCGCGGCCCAGCGUCGCCAGCAGCCCGAUCCAGUCGGCCCGCGUCUAACCUCUCCAGCCAGCCGGCCUGCCAGGCCUCUCCACCGACCGGGCCAAGGCCCAUGUUCCGGUAAUGUCGCGAUUGUGAGGAUUCGUUCGACUACUCCCGUUCGUCUUGUUCAU
Molecule: messenger RNA, 844 nt
Organism: Triticum aestivum (bread wheat)
Lineage: Eukaryota; Viridiplantae; Streptophyta; Magnoliopsida; Poales; Poaceae
Product: vegetative cell wall protein gp1-like
Exons: 2
Coding region: 1-795 (264 amino acids)
Source: RefSeq, a predicted model, not a curated record